CGUGUUGCAGUAGGAUGUCGACAGUCCAUACAGAGCGUGGAGAGAAUAUGAGGACAAAACGGUUCAAACGUUUUCUAGAUAUGAUGUUGCAUGAUCUCAUUAAAUAUGCGAUAAAAGAAUCGGUACGAAGCUGUCUCCUAAUUUUUAGGCACUGGGAAAUCGCUUAUCUUCGCAAAAAUUAUGGAAGUACAACAGCUCAAAAAACAGUAUGACUUGAAAAUGGAACAAAAUCAUCGUGGCACACCUGGUGUAUCUGUGUCGAAUACUAAUUAUCGUCAUGCAAUUUUGAAUGAAAUAACUGGUCCAGGUCUAACCAAAUAUUUAGAUUCCAGCGGAAAUAUUUUUGUUUUAAUUGAUGAAUUCGAUGGAGAUCACAAGCUGGGAAUGUUCAACAAGGAAACGAAAUCUAACAACCUGAAUUCUAGCGCAGCAAGCGUGCUGAAAUCGUUUCAUACCGGUAUCCCAUAUUAUCAAAAAGGGAAAGCUAGCGAUACGGGUCACCUUGAAAAUCCACAAGUAUCGUUUCUAGCUGCUAGUAAUGGAGAACCUGUGAUGGAUAUUUUGCGAGCAAAAAUCAAAACGGCUGUUAUGCCGGAUGCUCUCGUUAUGAGAACCAUUUUUGAUGUGAUCGAUUCACCACCUAAGUUUAAUGCUAACUACAAAGACAAAUUGUUGCCACAGGGCGCCAUUGGUUUAGAGUUACUUUUAUUAGCAUCGUCAUUACUGUGCAAUCAAACGUAUGAGUUCGACACUGAUAGUGAUGGAAAGCAAUCUGCCGAUGAUCUCCUUCAAGCUUGGCAAGACAACUGUAUGGCAGCAAGUGCACGUUGGAAAAAUACGGACAAAUGGAUAUCCUCUCGUUUUUCAAAAACAUGCGAAUUAACAGCACGCCUUGCAGCACAAAUCACACAUAUCGAUGUUGCCUAUCGUGUUUUACAAGAAUUUAUUAUUGAACAAAACUUACAGAGUCGUAAUGGACCCGUUACGUUUAAUACUUAUUCUCAAAUGGUUGAUUUCUUUUAUCGAAAAUAUCCACCGAACUCAACGAAUCCAAUCAUCAUAUCAACCGGUCAAGUAGAAGCUGCAAUGUACGCAACGAAGAUUAUUUUAUUGAAAUUUUUCAAUUUAUUUGAUAUUUCCGUGAAUCGAUCGAGUCCAAUAUUAGAAAUACCAUGGGUUCCACCAUCGACAAAUUCUCAUUCAAAUCCUGCUCUUGUUCGACUUCCAGCUACUCAAACAAGUGUCGACGGAACAGUCGAUGAUCAAUUUGCCCUUGACAAAUAUCAACUGAUUUUAUUGUAUCCCAGCAUAUGUUUCACCUUUUCACAGAUUGUCAACGCAUAUCCUAAACUCAAAUACAGAUACGAUUCCGUCGAACCCAUGCUUGGCAAAUUGAUACAAUUAAAUUUGUUAUCGAAAUAUGAAAAUGGUAUUCGAUCAGGACGCAACGUAAGCAAUUUGUAUAUUAAAGCUUUACCGGAAUCGAUAACAAUGCAUACAGUUAAUUCGUUUGUCGUUGAUACUCUUGAUAGAGUGAAAAUGCCAUGGACUUUAUACAAAGUAAAUUGUGAAAAGGUUCUUUUACCUUCCGCAUCAGCACUUCUGUCUGAAGAAGUUCGACAACUCUUCGAGCAAGACAAUUAUCGAAGAAUUAUUCAAAAGUACGAAACGAUGGAGAAGAAAAUGAGAAAAAAACAAUCCGAAUCGGCUAAGCAAACUAAACAAUGUGCACUUAAAUUAAUCGAUAAUAACAUUGCAAGUACACGAAGUGGUCUCAAUACGUCAUCGCCAAAUGAAAAUCCUUUCGAAGAUGAUUCACUAGAAGAAGAACAAGAAGCACAGGCAGAACCACUAGAUAGAACAAAACAUUUAUCACCGACUUAUGCUUCAACGGAACCAAAUAAUUCAUCGUCUUCCAUCACGACAAAUUCGAUUUUGUCUCAAGUGCCGUCAUCAACCAACAAUCUGAUUAAUUAUCUUCUACCUCGUCCGCCACUUCCGAUCUUACACAACUUCGAGCUCGAGAAUGAUAUCGAUCCAUCUGUUAUCGAAACGAUAUCGAAUAAUGGAAUCAACGACGAUCAAUCAGUCGAGACAAAUAAUGAAAAUGAAAUUUCAAAUGAUUCUACACAACACACAAACAAAACAAGUCCAGUAAACAUUCGUCGUGGCGCUCGUGUGCGAACAAAGAACAAACGAUUUUUUUCACCUGAACCAUCGGAACGCACCAGUACCGCAACUAACAAAAAAAGCAAUACUCAAAUGACAAAUUAA
Adineta ricciae is the source of this 2274-nucleotide messenger RNA. Lineage: Eukaryota; Metazoa; Rotifera; Eurotatoria; Adinetida; Adinetidae. The record is from the annotation of a GenBank genome assembly.